This is a messenger RNA of Daphnia pulex (common water flea), 2232 nucleotides long. RefSeq names its product conserved oligomeric Golgi complex subunit 6-like (gene Cog6). Gene Ontology annotation, cellular component: COG complex. NCBI's taxonomy places the organism in Eukaryota, Metazoa, Arthropoda, Branchiopoda, Diplostraca, Daphniidae. The record is from RefSeq and is a predicted model, not a curated record. The coding region runs from base 225 to 2096 and encodes 623 amino acids. The transcript has 12 exons. Gene Ontology annotation, biological process: intra-Golgi vesicle-mediated transport.
UUAUGAUAGUACCCCAACAAUUAACUUUCCUCUGAUCACCGUUUAUAAAUUUUAAGAACGUUAUUUAGCAUUAUGAAGUCUAAAAAUGGUUUUUGUCUGGUGUCCAUUUUUAAAAAUCACUCCUUUGAAUCUGCAACGUGUCAACAUACUGCAGACGAAUUCCUGCCGCUGUCAACUGGGUAAACUAUUUGCUAUUCGAUCCCACACAAAUUUUUGAAAAUAAAAUGGAAUCAAGUGUGGAAAAAGCCAAUCCUUUGGCAAAAAAACUAGCCAAAAUUCAAGACAAUCAAUUUGAAAAUGACAAAGAUACGCUUGAAGCCCUGAAGGAAUUGUCAACCUUUUUCAGCGAAAACAGUAUUCGAACUCGUAGGAAUCUUCGUGGCGAGAUUGAAGGAAGAAGCUUGGCAAUUAAUCAGGAUAUUUUUAAAGCUUUCCAUCAAGUCAAAGAGGCACUAAAUGAUGUGCACUCUCAAGUAUUAUUCAUGGAUCAAAGCUGCAAAGGAAUGUCAACCAAACUUGCUGCUGUGAAAACAAGAACUCAUCAAUUAAUGUCUCAAAUGACUAGUUUUCAAACUGCAAGCAAUCAGUUAAGUAUGGAACAAAUGGUGGCCAGCAAAAUGAUUGAAACCUUCCAACUAACACCUGCAGAAGUGACAGAAUUGCAAAGCUUUGACCGAUCUGUCAAUCCAGAGUUUUUUACAGCAUUGAGGAAAUCUAAGCAUAUCCAUCAACAAUGUAAGCAACUCCUUCAAAGUGGCCACCAAACUACUGCUUUCGAAAUAAUGGAGCAAAUGGCGUCCUAUCAAGAGACAGCGCUGGAAAGACUUUACCGUUGGACGCAAAACCAAUGCAGGAACGUUGAUUCACCAGAUUCAAAUAUUUUGCUUACCCAAGCGAUUUCGUGCCUUCAGGAUCGGCCCAUUUUGCUUAAAUACGUUGUUGAUGAAUAUUGCACCGUACGCCGUGGAUUGGUUGCGAGAUCAUUUCUUGAUGCCUUAACUGUGGGUGGCCCUUAUGGAACUCCUCGACCAAUUGAGCUCCAUGCUCAUGACCCUGCUCGUUAUGUUGGAGACAUGCUCGCUUGGCUUCACCAAAUGACUCCAACCGAAAAGGAAAAUGCACAAGCGCUUCUUAAAGGCUGCGACAAGUCAGACAUAGGCGAGUUAGUAAAAGGCGCCUUGUCAAAUAUUACCGAAGGCGUGUGCCGCCCGUUGCGUUUGCGUUUAGAACAAGUGAUCUCGCCUGACAUUGGUCCUGCUGUACUGCACACCUUGUCAGGACUAAUUCGAUUUUAUCUCAACACUAUUGGCGAGGUGGUGCCAAACAGUGCGUUGAUAGAAACUCUGAACGACAUAUUCGAUCAAUGCCAUCACACGUUUUUGACUUCCUUAGAGUCUCACGUUCAUAGGCUUUUAGAGAGAAUUCAGCCUCCAAGCCAGGAUUUAAGUCCUUCUCUCGGAGUUAAUCAGCUUCUAAAUUUAUUAAGGGAUGUUCUCUCAGGAGGACAUAUAGUAGAUGCACAAGCCUCCGACGUUGCUGAAGUGGUGAGCAGAGUUUUGGACCCCUUGAUGCAAUUUAUAGAAAAUACUGCUGGUCGUCUUCCAAGAGUUGAUCAAGCUGCUUACACCCUCAAUUGUGUCUACCAGAUUCACUCAUCUCUGUCUCUUUAUGAACAUGUUGAAGAACGCUUGGAGAAUUUACAGGGACUAAUGGAAAAUCAGCUAACACUUUUGAGCACUGAGCAAGCCACAAGCCUUAUUCACAGUUUGGGAUUGGGUCCAGUGUGUGCCCUUUUGCAAAAUCAAAAUGAUGGAGAAUUGUUGUCUAACAUCCCAGGAAUGGACUCUUCUAGUUUGCAAUCAUUUCUGAUCAAAUUGGAUGCCUUGCUGGGAGCCCCAGAUGCGUUACAGCUUGCUCAGUGGAAAUUGUUGAUCAGCGGCUCUCACAGAAAAAUAAUCCAACGACGUGCGCUUGACACCGUACUUUCCAUUUAUGAGCAGCUGUAUGAUGCUGUUCACAACCCAGCUAAUUGUUAUGAAAAUCCAUCAAGUAUUAUGCCAAGAACACCUCAGCAAGUUAGAAAUUUACUUGCAUGAUUAUACUGUCAGAGGGAUAUUUUUUUAUACAUAUUUUCACUUUAAGAAAGAUUUUCUAAAUAAUUUAAUUUGUCAAAAUUUACUUUGUAGAAUCCCUACAAGGUUGUUACACAAAAAAUUACAUUGCUGAGCACUA